CGUUAAUCGAUCGGUGACAAGCAUGCCGAAAAAUGAAGACAGGUGCGAAGGACUCACCUCUGCCAAGCUUUACUACCGAGCAAUGGCAAGUGUUGAUUUCAGCCUUUGGUAAUCUCUCAUCUUCUAUUGACCCAAUGGCGGGUAAGUUCGAUACUGAUGUGUGGAUAAUUGAUACCGGUGUCACUAAUCAUAUCUGUGGUAAUUUGACUCUUUUGUCUCAAAUUAAACAUAUUGAAUCGUAUUCUGUUGGCUUGCCAGAUGGACAGAUGGUGAUUGCUAGUAAAGUGGGAUGUGUAAUUGUAUCGGACCGUUUAAUUUUAGAACACAUACUUUGUGUUCCAAAAUUAAAUUGUAACCUCAUCUCUGUCUCACAAUUGUGCGUUCAACUUGAUUGUUUUGUUCUGUUCACUCAUAACAUGUGUGUUAUUCAGGACCGUCUCUCGAGGAAGCUGAUUGGAAUGGGUGAGGGGCGAAAUGGACUGUUUUAUCUGCGGGAUGACUCCUUUGCUCGAGCAUUGACUGUAAAAGACGAAUCACAUAAUAAAGUUGUGGACUUAUGGCACCAGAGACUCGGACAUCCUUCUUCACAAGUGAUUGAAAAGCUAGCACCUAUGAGUGGUUUAAAGAAUUUUGGUGUCUUGCCUUGUGAUGUAUGUUUUCGAGCUAGACAGACUAGGACCUCUUUUCCGAAUAGCUCCAGCCGAAGUAGUGGUAUUUUUGAAUUAAUACAUUGUGAUUUGUGGGG
This is a messenger RNA of Cuscuta epithymum, 745 nucleotides long. Lineage: Eukaryota; Viridiplantae; Streptophyta; Magnoliopsida; Solanales; Convolvulaceae. The record is from the annotation of a GenBank genome assembly.